Messenger RNA from Raphanus sativus (radish), 862 nucleotides. RefSeq lists its product as uncharacterized. The transcript is spliced from 2 exons. NCBI's taxonomy places the organism in Eukaryota, Viridiplantae, Streptophyta, Magnoliopsida, Brassicales, Brassicaceae. The record is from RefSeq and is a predicted model, not a curated record. Bases 1 to 579 code for a protein of 192 amino acids.
AUGGAAAAUAGGACUCUGAAUAAGCUGUUCAACAUUAUAAUCAAUGGCAUGGACAUCAUCUGGAGAACAACUCUUUCAACACUAAUGCUUUUUUUCUUCUUGAGAUAUUUCGAUAAUCCUCCAACUCCUCCAAACCCUCUCCUUAUUUUCUUCUUCCUCAGUUUGAUUCUUUUCUUGUUUAUCAUCCAUAGUAAUAGCUCUGUUUCUAAAGAAGCCCAAGAUUUUAAUGUUCUGUGCACGUUUGAAGAAGACAGUACUACGCUUGAUAAUUACACCAUAGACAAGAACAAAGAUUGUUGUUCUUUCACAAAAUAUUGCUAUGGUAAUGAAGUUGAUUUUUUUAGCUAUUAUGGUAGUUUUCACGAAUUUGAUUAUGAAGAUGAUAUAUGGAAUGAUGAUGAAGAUUAUAGCCAGUGGAAUGAAGAUGAUGGUGAUGAUGGUAUUGAAAACAAUGAUAACGAUGAUCAUGAGCAGGGUGAUGGUGAUGAUGAUACCUUGACGAAUAGGAUUGAAGAUUACAUUGCAAGUGUUUACAAUGGAUGGAGAGAGGAAAGACGAGCAGAUAAACUCUUUGUCUAAUAUUUUAUAAACUUUGUUUUACUUUUACUUUCUCACUGUACAUUAUGAAGAAACUGUUGUGGUGUGUGGUAAGUGUGAAAAAGAAAAUCCCACGGCUGCCUUUCAUUUCAUGAGAUAAUAAGUUAUCGAUAUCACACACACAUAUACAUCUAUGUCGAAUGGUAAUAAAAACCCUUUAAAGUCAAAACAACUAGAAGAACAACACUGGUUUGUACGAAGAAAGUACUUGUCCAAUGACUACUCCAAACAAGACUCCAGGGCCAUAGCCCCUUUGCCGCUGCUU